GAAUUAUUAGGAGGCAAAUUGAAAAAAGUGGGUAUCAAGCAGAAGUUGAUCCUUGGUUGAUUUAUGAUGGCAAGUGAGAGCAGCAAGUACCACCACUACUACUACUAUUCACCCCACAUAUUGAUCUUAGCGGUGGUGGUUUGCGGUGUGAUUUUGAAUUAUAUGAGUAGUAGUGCGGUCACCCAGCCGCCGCCGGCAUCGCCGUCGCCGCCCGGGUCUAUUUUGCUUCCAGAAUCAACAAACACGAUGGCAGCAACGGAAGGCAAGGAAGAUGGUGAUGUAAAAGAGGUGUUGGGAGUAAAGAUCUAUAAGAAUCCAUCGCAGUCCAAGCUUCACGACCUCGGUAUCUCCACUUGGCCCACGUGGGAAGGCAGUCCUGGCCAAAUCCCAUGGACUUUUACCACAAAAGAGACAAUGUACAUACUGGAGGGCAGAGUGAAGGUAUGCUGUCAAGAAGUAGUAGCUGAAGAAGGACAGGAUGAUUGUUUCGAGAUUGUGGGUGGAGAUCUGGUUGAGUUUCCAAAAGGGAUGAAGAUCACUUGGAAAGUCAUCGACGCUGUUAAAAAGCAUUACCACUUGGGGGACUGAGAUUGAUUCAGAAUUAUCUGUAAGACUGUUAACUAGAUAAGUCUGCUGCUCCACAGAGCUUCUGCGGCGAAAGCCUCUCAUCAAUUACUAAAAUUAAUUCUACUACUGUUAGUGCUUUCCCCUUUGUGUACUGAUGUACUCCCCAUCUAACUUUCGCGUUGGUUUGCUUCUAUUUAUCAUUAUUGUAAGGUAACCCACCAACUUGUGUCCUCUGGAUUAUUGCUUCAAGUGCAGGCAUCAUUAUUAUACUUGUCACUGGACUCUAGUUAGAGACCCAGAGAAGAUCCUGAUAUUUCUGCUAAUAUAAAAUGAAUGAUGAUGGUAGAUAAUGAUGUAAUCCUUGCCCGCAAUCUACGGAAAACCAACUGAAAUAUCAAAAAAAAAAAAGGGAUAAAUUAUUUGCUAGUCAAUCUCCCAGCCUUUUGCGCCUGUAUUGCUACUUUGAGUCUAUACAUAGACAUUUUCUUUAUAUAAACGAAACAUGAAUGAAGAUAAGUUUGAUUUGAUCAAUCUUGUACUUUAUCC
Molecule: messenger RNA, 1113 nt
Organism: Oldenlandia corymbosa var. corymbosa
Lineage: Eukaryota; Viridiplantae; Streptophyta; Magnoliopsida; Gentianales; Rubiaceae
Source: the annotation of a GenBank genome assembly